Knipowitschia caucasica is the source of this 1017-nucleotide messenger RNA. The record is from the annotation of a GenBank genome assembly. Lineage: Eukaryota; Metazoa; Chordata; Actinopteri; Gobiiformes; Gobiidae.
AUGGGAGUAUACGAUGAACAAGGAGCUGCCAUCCAGGAGCCGGAGCAGCGCCACAUGGCCAUUAAGCAAGGUUUAAUUUCACCAGAGCGGCACAGAUCCAUGCCCACACCGCGCUCUCCACGUCAGCACCUCAGCAGACUUCCCCCUAAAGAUGUCUUCAACAACAGCAUGUUUAUGGUGGGAGGCUGGAGCAGGCAGGACCCUUCAUGUCUGGUGGAACAGUUUUGCCCAGAGUACAACGAGUGGAGGGGCGCAGCGCGGAUGGUGACCCGGCGGGGCGGCGUGGCUGUGGGCACCUUGGACGGGCACAUCUACACCGUGGGGGGGGAGGACCAUGCCCGCUGUUACAGUAAUGUGGAGAGGUACAGCCCAGACACUGACAGCUGGAGCCCAGAUGUAGCACCCUUGAGCAGCCCCCGCAGUGGAGUGUGUCUGCUGGAGAUGGACGGUUUCCUGUACGCCAUUGGAGGACACGACGGCGUCACCGCUAUAAAUACAGUCGAGAGGUAUGAUCCAAAAAUGAACUCAUGGAGCAAGCAAGCUGCAAUGUCGACCAGACGCAGCAAAGCGGUGGCGGCAGUCCUGAACGGCAAAGUCUAUGUGAUGGGAGGAAAUGAUGGCGAUAUGGCAAUUAACUCAGUGGAGUGCUACGACCCGGCGGAUGGUGCUUGGUCGAUCUGCGCCCACAUGCUGUGUCCCAGGGAGGGGGCCGGCUGCACUGUAUAUCUGGGACACAUCUACGUGGCGGGGGGCAGAGACGAGCUCCACCUGAACCUCUGCUCCGCCGAGCGCUUCGACCCGGACACAUCCAGGUGGACUCCUGUAAAACGCAUGAGGAAUAAACGCAACGAUGUGUCGCUGGUGGUGUUCAAUGGGGCGAUGCUGGCUGUGGGAGGCUCAGAUGGCAUCACCGACUUGAAGACAAUUGAAAUAUACUGUCAUGAAUCCAAUACCUGGAGACACUUUGGAAGCAUGAAGAGAAAGCAUCCAGGAGGCAGAGUGGUCGUGAUGUGCUGA